Molecule: messenger RNA, 420 nt
Organism: Trypanosoma grayi
Lineage: Eukaryota; Euglenozoa; Kinetoplastea; Trypanosomatida; Trypanosomatidae
Exons: 1
Coding region: 1-420 (139 amino acids)
Source: RefSeq, a predicted model, not a curated record
AUGCCGAAGCCCUUUAGGCAGACGCUGCGCGGCUCCAUAACAGCAGCGGUGAGUGUGAAUGCGCCGUCACGCCACACGCCCCACAGCAACGACACCAGUCCGUACGCCACAGACAGCAUGGCGCGGUACGUGUACACCCAGUGCGCAACAGGAACAGUCGCGGUGGUCGUCGCGCCGCCAACGUUGGUGAACCACUCGAGAUGCACCUCAAAGAUGCUCUCCAGCAGAAAGCCGGUGAGCAGCGCGACCCAGCUGGACCAGUGCUGGCGGAAUCGCAGGCCAAGGUACACCUCGUUGUCGACACCGUACACGUACACCUGCGUGACGACGAGGCUGCCGAAGCGGAUGCGGCGAGUCGGCCGCGACGACAGCGGCAACGUGGGGCGCGCAAUGGAGUCCGUGGAGAGAUUGGAGGCGUGA